This is a messenger RNA of Knipowitschia caucasica, 1359 nucleotides long. The record is from the annotation of a GenBank genome assembly. NCBI's taxonomy places the organism in Eukaryota, Metazoa, Chordata, Actinopteri, Gobiiformes, Gobiidae.
AUGGAGGACAAAUGGCUCGACAAGUGGCUGGACCCGCUCAACAUGAAGCUGCCCGCGAUCCAGUCCACUGCGGGGGCGGUGCCGGUGCGCAACGAGAAAGGGGAGCUGUCUAUGGAGAAGGUGAAAGUGAAACGUUACAUUUCGGGCAAACGUCCCGACUAUGCUCCCAUGGAGUCCUCAGACGAAGAAGAAGACUUUCAGUUUGUCCAGAAGAACCGGGAACAAGAGGCCGAGCCCGAAGAGGCUGAGACCGAGGUGUCUGACCCACGGCUGAAACGUCUCAUGAACCGGACCAACGAGGACCAAGAGGAGAGGUACCAGAGACACAGAGCCAUCGUGGAGCCUGAGGUGAUGGUCGACAGCAGCGACUCUGAGGAGGAGGUGCAGCAGGUCAGAGCCAGAGUCCGGGAGCGAGAGAUGGAGGAGAGCAGUGAAGAAGAGGAGGAGGAAGAGGAAGAGGUGGACGAGGAGGAGCUGGAGCGCCGGCGCACGGUCAUGCGGCAGCGCGCUCAGGAACGGAAGCUGGAGGAGCAGGAAGUGAUGGAGGUGGAGGAGGAGAGGAAAUCCGACCAAUCAGAGUCCGAGUCUGAGUACGAGGAAUAUACGGACUCUGAGGAUGAAGCCGAGCCGCGGUUAAAGCCAGUGUUCAUCCGGAAAAAAGACAGAGUGACUGUAGCAGAACGAGAGAUGGAGGAGCUGCGUCAGAAAGAGGUGGAGGCAGACCAGCGCCACCAGGCUGAGGAAAGGAGGAGGUACACGUUGAAGAUUGUGGAGGAGGAGGCCAAGCGCGAGUUUGAGGAGAACCGCAGGAACGUGGCGGCGCUGGACGCUCUGGACACAGACCCUGAGAACGAGGAAGAGGAGUACGAGUCCUGGAAGCUACGAGAGCUGAAGAGGAUCAAGAGGGACCGGGAGACCAGAGAGCAAAUGGAGAGGGAGAAGUCUGAGGUGGAGCGGUUCCAUAAUCUGACCGAGGAGGAGCGUCGAGCCGAGCUCCGGGUCCAGGGGAAAACUGUCACCAACAAAGCUCCGAAAGGAAAGUCCAAGUUUCUGCAGAAGUACUACCACAGAGGAGCCUUCUACAUGGAUGAGGAAGAUGAAGUUUACAAACGAGACUUUAACGCUCCAACUCUGGAAGAUCAUUUUGACAAAACUGUUCUGCCGAAGGUCAUGCAGGUGAAGAACUUUGGGCGCUCUGGAAGAACCAAGUACACUCAUCUUGUGGACCAGGACACCACGUCCUUCACCUCGGCCUGGUCCCAGCAGAGUCUGCAGAACAUCAAGUUCCUGAAGCCCAAGACUCAGGGCAAAGACAAGGAGACGUUUGACCGGCCGUCUGUGAGCAAGAGGAAGGUCUGA